Messenger RNA from Fonsecaea multimorphosa CBS 102226, 2343 nucleotides. RefSeq lists its product as uncharacterized. The record is from RefSeq and is a predicted model, not a curated record. Gene Ontology annotation, cellular component: cell cortex. The transcript is spliced from 3 exons. Gene Ontology annotation, biological process: regulation of actin cytoskeleton organization; regulation of GTPase activity. Bases 1 to 2343 code for a protein of 780 amino acids. NCBI's taxonomy places the organism in Eukaryota, Fungi, Ascomycota, Eurotiomycetes, Chaetothyriales, Herpotrichiellaceae. Gene Ontology annotation, molecular function: GTPase activator activity; protein binding.
AUGGCGGUCGCAACCAUGCUCCAACCGGCCUCGCGAGGCUCGACCUCGACCAACUCCUCCUUCGAACCGGUCAGCCGUACCAAUACCUUCUCGAGCCACGAUGGCGCUCGCUCCUUGCGACAAAGCAAAAGGGUCAGCAUGACCGCCCUCUAUGCGAGCAUGAGCGCAAAGGACAAGGACUUGGAAAUCAGCGAUGAACUCGCUCGUGCACAACGCUCGCUCAGGGAUUUGAAGGUCAAGAUUUCAAAUCAGUCCAAGAAGAACUUCGUCCUGGAAAAGGACGUCCGCUACCUGGACUCAAGAAUUGCCCUGUUGAUCCAAAAUCGCAUGGCCUUGGAAGAGCAAAAUGAGGUUGCCAGUCACCUUGACGAGGCCGCUGAGCUCCAAGAAGGAUCAUUUCCAAACGACGACAAGACCCAGAAAUACGGCAACCUAUUCUUCAUGCUUCAGUCCGAGCCCAGGCAUAUCGCUCAUUUAUGUCGUCUGGUCACCAUGGCCGAGAUUGAUUCCCUAUUGCAGACCGUCAUGUUUACAAUUUAUGGAAACCAAUACGAGAGCCGAGAAGAGCAUCUACUGCUGACCAUGUUUCAAUCGGUCUUGACCCAUCAGUUCGAGACAACACCUGAAUAUUCCUCUUUACUCCGUCAGAACACUCCGGUUUCCCGUAUGAUGACCACCUAUACCCGGCGCGGCCCCGGGCAGAGUUUCCUCAAAGAAGUGCUUGCCGAAAAGAUCAACUCGCUGACCGAGCUGAGCGACGUGGAUCUUGAGAUCAACCCCUUGAAAGUCUACGAGGCCAUGGUCAAGCAAAUCGAGGACGAUACGGGCGUUCUCCCGGAAGACCUACCCCGGUCUGUCACUGCCGAAUUUGCUGCGGAGAACGCACAAGUGCAAGCUAUCAUUACGCCACGGCUCAAGAUGCUGACCGAAAUCGCGGAAGGAUUCUUAUCUGCGAUUAUUGAAUGCCUGGAGGAGACACCUUAUGGAAUCCGUUGGAUCUGCAAGCAGAUUCGGAAUCUCUCGCGGCGCAAGUACCCUGAUGCCCAGGACCAGGCGAUUUGCACCCUGAUUGGUGGCUUUUUCUUCUUACGCUUUAUCAAUCCUGCCAUUGUCACUCCAAAAUCUUACAUGCUGAUUGAGAGGGUGCCGGACGAGAAACCCAAAAGGACCCUAACCUACAUUGCCAAGAUGCUGCAGAAUCUGGCCAACAAGCCGUCAUAUGCCAAGGAACCAUACAUGGCCAAACUGCAACCGUUCAUCCAACGGAACAAGGAUCGCUGCAACAAGUUCAUGUUGGACCUGUGCGAGGUUCAAGACUUUUAUGAGAGUCUGGAGAUGGACAAUUAUGUGGCACUGUCGAAACGUGAUCUCGAGCUUCAGAUCAGUUUGAACGAAGUUUAUGCUACUCAUGCAUUGCUCGAGAAGCAUAGCUUGGAACUGGCCAAGGAUCCUUCUUCUCACCUAGGAAUCCUGCUGCAGGAACUUGGCCCAGCACCACCGCAACUGCCCAGAAAAGACAACAGGGCGAUCAACCUGCCUCUCUACAGCAAGUGGGAGACAACCUUCGACGAUCUGACCCACGCCCUUGACAUUACUCCAGAAGAGAUCCAUUUUAUGGAAGCAAAGAGCACCUUUGUGCAAAUCAUGCGAAGCCUGCCGCAGAAUGCGGUGGUCAUGAGGCGCCCUCUUCGCCUUGACCGGGUGGCCGAAGCGGCAGGGACUCUGAAGAAUGACGCUGUCAUGGUGCGGAAAGGCAUCCGGUGUAUGGAGCUCCUAACGCAGCUGUCUGAAUGGGGGGCGAUAGAUCGUGCUGACGACUAUGCGGUGCUCCGGGAUGAAGUUGAGCAAGAGCUGGCCCACCUCGGCUCGUUAAAGGAGAAGGUGUUGGAAGAAACGGCCAAGUUGGAGGAUGUUUAUAAGACGAUUCGCGACCACAACGCAUAUCUUCUGUCCCAGCUCGACACGUACAAGAAUUAUCUACACAACGUGCGAAGCCAGUCUGAAGGCGCGAGAAGAGGCAAGACGGAGAAGGUGCGAGAGCUCGGCCCGUACAAAUUCACCCACGCCCAACUGGAGAAAGACGGUGUGAUUACGAGAAGCAACGUCCCCGAGAACCGGAGAGGUAAUAUCUUCUUCAUGUUCCGGAGCCCCCUUGCAGGUACUUUCGUCAUCAGCCUGCAUUACAAAGGGCGUGCGCGUGGUCUCCUCGAGCUGGACCUGAAACUAGACGAUCUACUCGAGAUGCAGAAAGAUGGUCAGGACGACCUCGAUCUGGAAUAUGUGCAGUUUGAUGUCUCCAAGGUUCUGACCCUGCUCAACAAACGGUUCGCGAGGAAGAAAUAG